Molecule: messenger RNA, 3242 nt
Organism: Saccostrea echinata
Lineage: Eukaryota; Metazoa; Mollusca; Bivalvia; Ostreida; Ostreidae
Product: signal transducing adapter molecule 2-like
Exons: 15
Coding region: 95-1747 (550 amino acids)
Biological process (GO): protein transport to vacuole involved in ubiquitin-dependent protein catabolic process via the multivesicular body sorting pathway
Cellular component (GO): ESCRT-0 complex
Molecular function (GO): ubiquitin binding; phosphatidylinositol binding
Source: RefSeq, a predicted model, not a curated record
UGGCGGAAGUAAACAAAAGAUGACGUCAGAACAUGCGCAAUUUAUAGUUCCGUAAUAUAUUUUUCACAGACAGAAGUCAGAGAAGACGAGAAUUAUGCCACUUUUCACCCCUUCAACGCCUUUCGACAGUGAUGUCGAAAAGGCAACUAGUGAAAUGAAUACAGAAGAGAACUGGGCCGUUAUAAUGGACAUAGUAGAUAAAGUCAACACAACCAAUGGAUCAAAAGAUUGUUUGCAAUCCAUUGCCAAAAGACUGAAUCACCGUGUACCAUUUGUGGCAAUGCAGGCAUUAACGCUCCUGGAUGCCUGUGUCAACAACUGUGGUAAAUCUUUCCAUUUAGAAAUAUCAUCUAGAGAUUUCAUCUCAGAAUGUCGGACUCUGAUAAAUCAAAAAGCUCAUCCAAAAGUAGCUCAGAGAUUAAAGUUGAUGAUAAAGAAGUGGGCAGAGUCUAAGGAAUUUAGAGAUGAACCUACGUUAAGUUUGAUUCCAUCAUUUUACAACAGUUUGAAAUCUGAGGGAGUAGAUUUCAGUGAUCAGGAUGCCCCAGUAAAGAAGACCACACAAUUAAGUAGCAAUCCUGAUGUUGCUAAUAGCCAACAGGAGGAAGAUGAUAUAGCAAAAGCAAUAGCCCUCUCUUUAAAAGAAUCGGAGAAAUCAACUGCCAAGACCACGAGUUUGUAUCCUACAGGAUUUAAUUCCUCUGCUAUAUAUGCCACUAGCAGUAAACCCAGGGAAGUCAGAAAGGUUCGAGCCCUAUAUGACUUUGAAGCCGCUGAAGACAAUGAGCUGACAUUUAAGUCUGGAGAAUUCAUUAGUGUCACUGACGACAGUGAUACUAACUGGUGGAAAGGCUUCAACCAUCGAGGAGAGGGACUGUUCCCUGCCAACUUUGUCACCUCAGACUUGACAGUAGAGCCGGAAGAAUCUAAAGUAGAAAAAGCUGUUUCCUUUAAGGAGGAGGUGCAGGUUUUGGAUUUUGAAUCAGAUGAAGUGACAAUUGAUGAGGGUAAGAUUGAUGAGGUGUUACAGUUGAUACAGAAUGCUGAUCCAACUGGUGAAACACAACCAGACUCAACCGAAAUGUUAAGACUGGAGAACCAGUGUUCCAGAAUGGGUCCUCUGAUUGACACUGAAUUGGAAAAAAUUGACAAAAAGCAUGCCAGUUUAUGUGAACUAAAUUCUAAAGUGGUGGAGGCAAUGCAGUUAUAUCACAACUUAAUGAAAGAGACCCCUGCUCCUUAUGGCUAUAAAACUCAACAUCCUGCUGCUCCCAUGAAUUACAAUUUUCCCAGUCAGUCAGGGUAUAAUGGCCAACCCCAGUUUCAGCCUGGCCCAGGUCAGAUGCCACCUAGCUCUCUUCCACAGGGAUCUAUACCUGUGGGGCAGAUGCCCUUAGCCCAGGGAUCAAUGCCACAGAAUCUUGGCAUGAUGCCCCCAAAUGUACAGAUGCCACAGAAUCAGAUGAAUUCAUCAGUUCCUCAGCAAAUGUCCAUGAAUCCACAGAGCUAUAUGCCUCAAGUACCUAGUAGUCAACCUUACAGUUCCUCAUCAGAUUCAAGUAUGAAUGCUUACAAUCCAUCUGUUCAAUCCCAGAGUGCAAUGCCUCCAUCUCACAACCAAUCAAUGCCACAGCAAGUUUCCUCUGCACAGAGCGGGGUCCCUCAACAGAACUUUCAGUACACAAUGUCACAAAUGGACGGUAGACAGUUUUACCAGCCUCCUCCCCAACAACAACCCCUCUUAUGAAAUCAGUGAUUUUGUCUUGUUAUCACACAUUUUGUUGUUUUCAGUGUUACAUACAAAUGUUUACAUCAUAAGUUACAAGUUAUAGCAUUUCCUUGUCCAUGUAUGCUUAUAUAAGUAAUACAUGUAGUUGAGAAACAACUACACUGUACAUUUUAUAUAUAAGGUGGCAUAACAAAUGUAUGUACAUGUAAAUUAUUUAAACUUGUACAGAAGAAUCAUCUUUGUGUAAGUGAACAUUUGUUCUGAAGUAUUAAAAAGGUACUUUGAAUUCAGUGUACUUGAUGUAUGCGAGGUUAAUUACAAGUUUUAUGAGGAAGAGUAUAAAUCAAUGUAUGAGAGGCUUUUAAGUUUUCUGAGUGUUCACCAAGUAUAAAGUCUGCAGCUGUAUGCAGCUGGUUUCUGCUUUUUUUCUUCUUCAGAAAAUAUAUGUAUAUGAGAAGGGAAAACUGAUAAUGUGUGUAAAGAAUUUCAAGCAGUAAAAUGUUGCUUGGUAUAAUUUUUUCAUCAAAAUAGCAAAAAUCAUGUUUUAUUGUUGGUUAAAUACUGUUUUCAUUCAUGAAAUAUUUUCAUUCUACCAACCUAGUAUAUAAAAUUAUUACAUAUGCACAAAAAUGGACAAAAUCUUUCUUACAGUUGGAAGAUUAAAUCAAAGACAUAUUUGACAGGAUUUGCAGCAGUACAAUUUACAAUGUUCAUGGUACAUACUUCAUUUAGCCAUUUCUAUUUGAUUUCCAGUGAUUUCUCUAUUAGAAACACUUUUCCUGCUUGGGAUUUGGUUCAUUUAUAUCCUCAAUAAUUUAUUAUUCAUGAAUGGAUGAAAAAAAGUAUAUGUGGACAUGCAAUCAGUUUUUGAUUGUAUACUAUUUUCAUGGAUCUUUGUAUAUCCAUGUACAUUGUAUGUUGUUUAUCCAUGUAUGUGUACAUGUAUGUAUGAUGGGGCAGACUGUUCUGCCACCGUGACAAGCUGUGAUACAGAUGAGUGAUACUGGUGUGUAGGGAAAUUAGAUCUCUGAUACAAAAUCAUUUGUAGUGUGUGCACAAUAAUAAAUGAAAACAAAUUUGAAUAACAGAAGUUGUGCCCUUCUAGAAAAAUUUGUUACUAAUUUUGCUUUUACUUCAGGAAUUUUUAAUGUCCAUUUUAUAUCCAAUAAAGGCACUGGAUCAAUGAAAGUGAAACUAAUUUAAAGUUUCUGUAUGGUUUAAUUUAGUCCUUUAGGGAUUUAUUUUGUAUAGAAAGAAAAUGAAAGAAUUUCCUUCAGCUUAACAGGUAUUUUCCUAUUUAUAUAAUGGCAUGCCUUUGUGUUGAUGUUUAAGUAUUCCAUGUACUGUAUAUGUUGCUGUUAGUUGUUGUUCUGAGCAAUAGUCAUAAAUGGGCAAAUGUUUGACAUUAUCUGUAAUCUGGAAUACAGUGAUAAAACAUAAACAGAACUCUUCAUUUGAUUUGCUGAUUAAAAAAUUUGAUUUGCUGAUUAAAAAAUACUGACAAUAAAAAUAA